This is a messenger RNA of Gracilinanus agilis (Agile Gracile Mouse Opossum), 340 nucleotides long. Its product is annotated as protein FAM3D-like. The record is from RefSeq and is a predicted model, not a curated record. The annotation marks the transcript as partial. The transcript has 3 exons. NCBI's taxonomy places the organism in Eukaryota, Metazoa, Chordata, Mammalia, Didelphimorphia, Didelphidae.
GAGCAACCGGAACUUUCCAGAAGCACCAAUACUUCGAUAUGUACUCAGGGGAUGUUAAUCUUUUACUGAAAUUCCUAAAAGAAAUUCCAGAGGGCUACCUAGUAUUGGUGGCCUCAUUUGAUGAUCCAGGAACAAAACUGAACCCCGAAGUCCGGACCUUGCUCUCCAACCUAGGAAGCGUCUACGCGAAGGACAUUGGUUUCCGUGACAGCUGGGUCUUCUUAGGGGCCAAAGACAUCAAGGACAAAAGCCCCUUUGAAGAGGUAAAGUCCCCUAUGGGUGGGCCGACGUGGCUUCCAGGGAGCCGAGAGCUGCUAGAACAGACAAUCAGGCUGGGAUG